This is a messenger RNA of Letharia lupina, 2676 nucleotides long. RefSeq lists its product as uncharacterized. Lineage: Eukaryota; Fungi; Ascomycota; Lecanoromycetes; Lecanorales; Parmeliaceae. Gene Ontology annotation, biological process: meiotic cell cycle; regulation of synaptonemal complex assembly. The record is from RefSeq and is a predicted model, not a curated record. The coding region runs from base 1 to 2676 and encodes 891 amino acids. The transcript has 18 exons.
AUGGCACCAGUUAUCAAACGAGCUGAAAAGGAGAAUGCGUUGCACUCGAUCCUCGCGUUUGCGAAGCUCCUCGAAGAAUAUCUUACUUCUGCCAGUCCUGAAAAGCCUCUACCAGCGGAUAUUUACAAUAAAAUUGAAACCGCAGUCUCGAUCCGUAAUACUUUAGCAGCCAGUAGACGGGUUGAUCUUGACAAGCGCGGGACUAGACUCUGGAAUUUAUCCUCGAAGCUCAAGAACACAGUCGAAGAUGGGGAACUGCUCUGCUUGGUUCGCGUCUUCGCUUUUCUUCUUCUCGACUGCGCUCAACGAUGCACCCAAGGUUCCGCUUCAAAUGAUCUUCGAGUACUAAAGUCUUCCUUGAGGACGUCAAGGUACUGUCUGGACAACCGCCAGUUGAGUCUUGCUGAAAUAGCUGUCGAACGAGCUGCUUUCUACGAGGAGAGGCUAAAGGGCUGCCGAGAUGUAACUUCGCAGGAGCACGGCCGGCUUGUCAGUCGCCUUUUAAAUGAAUACUUGAGUUUGAGGGUUGCUCUGGCGUGGCGGCAAGGUCGUCUCGAUAUUGCAAAGCUCAUGCUGAACAAAGUGAAUCUUGAUACGAACAAUCUUGAACUCUCUUCGGCGGAGGAGCUUGCCGAUCUCUUCUUCGAAAUCGGUGGCAGUCAAAGCAAGAAUAACCAAUGGGCUGAGGCCGUACAUUGGCUGGAAAGAGCCCACAACGUACUCUUGAACCAAAGUCAGGACUUGCUGAGUAGCGAUGCUGGAGAGCUUCGGAUCAGCAUCAUGCACAGCAUGGCCAGAGCUCUUCUGAACCUAGAGAGUGACGGCAGCCAAGACAAAGCAUGGAACAUUGUUCGCGAACUGGAGCUGGACUGUGGGAAUAGACUAGUCGUCCUACUUCUGAAGCUCGAAGUUUUUGCGACUGAUGCCUCCCACUCCGCCCAAGAUUACUGCGACAUCCUCCACAAGAUUAUCUGCACGGUCUAUCUUACCGACAUAAACGUCAAGACCAUAUUACAUCAUGUGCAUAAGCUGAGUUCUCGAAGUCCGCUCAUGGCGCACCAUGUGCUCGUCACGCUCCUCUCCGAAAGACUGCUAGGUGCAGAAGAAACGAAAUGGAUUGAGAAAGUAUUGAUCACCAUCAUCUGGAAUUGCACGAACUCUACAGAUAUCUUGGAUGUUCUGACUUCACUAAGCGAGGUCUUUGACGCCCUGGCUCAUAGCGCUGCCAAAGCUCUAAGCCCCCAUGCGACGCACGCAGCGCAGAUACUUUUGUGGAAGCGCAUAGAAGCGAGCUACAAUCACGAGACAUAUGACACUGCCGAAGCUUGGUGCCGGCUUUCAUUGCAUCCAGUAUUUAGCAGUUCCGGCGAAGUGAACGUUGGGAAGUUGCAAAGGAAGCUAAUACUCUGCGCUCUGAGCAUGUCAGACCAAGCGAAAGCCCGAGAGGUAUAUUCGCAAAUGUCGUCCCCCAACAAGAAGGAUCCGUCAACCAUGUACGUGCUCUACAAGGUCGCACUGAGAUGUCGUGACUCAGGACUAGCUGCCGAAUGCAUUGACACCAUCUGCACUGCCUCAAGUAAGGACGCUACUUUGCUCUAUGCAUGUGUCCUGGAAGCGCAACAGACGGGGGACCACCUUCAGAUAAUAAACUCAUUGCAGCGGGUCCUUGAGAAAUACAGUUAUAACGCUCCCAAUAAAAUCCACCUUCCAGCUUUGCUUCGAUGCACCGCUCGUCUUCUCAUUCGCGAACUCGAAAAUCCUCCCUCACACGUCACAGAUUGCAUUGAUGAGAUAUGCAAGCUCUUCGAGGGUGCUGCUGCCCAGGCAAGAACCUCAAGGCGCAGUGCCGCGAACGACCUCUUCUCGCUGGCAGAGCUUGAUUGGUUCUCAAGAAACACUUAUAAUCUGGCUCUCAAAUAUUGCACGAGCUGGAGUCCAGAACAAACACUGCGGCUCGUGCAAUCUUGCCUUAGAUUCAUUGGGCUCUAUCCCGCUGCCAUCGACCUCAACGUGACAGCAGACUUGUCUCUCCGAAGACUUUUCUGCGAUUUCUUGUGCGGCUCAUUAUUGAUUGUGCUUGCCCGAUGCGAAGAUAAUGUAGAACACCAGCUCCAACACUAUACCAACGUGCGCAAGGUGAUCGAUGACUUUCGAGUCGACGUAAAAGGCCAAGUCAACAGGUUGGAGGGAGGCGCUAAAGGCGACCUGCAGCACAAGUAUGCAAGUCUUUUGGCUUUUGAUUACGAGGCAGCCGCACGGCUCAAAGCCUGGGAUAGCUUGGAUCAGAUCAUCAAGGAAUCCCAAGAUUUUGAAGAUCCAAAAAUAUAUGGUUUAUUUGCAGAUAUCACGCUUUCUUCUGAAGCACCAGGUGACGUAAUGAUCACGACGAUACAGCAAAUUAUCAACAUCACCUGGCAGCACAAUAACGGCGGCACCGACAAGCUUUCUAGGUGGAUCAGAUGUCUCUUCUCAUUGGCUCUUUCGGAAAGAGACAUAGCGGUGCAGCUUCUCGACCAAGCUGUGACUAUCGCAGAAGACGCGAGAAAGCAGUCAAAGCCGUAUCCACCAGAAGAACUCGAAUGGCUUGCAACAACGACCUUCAAUCGCGCAAUUGACUUUUAUUAUGCGGCAUGUAUGGAUAAGAUGGACAUCGCAGGAAAGAACAACGCGACGUGA